CCCUUUCUGUCACCAGAAAUCAUGUCAUUGAAGUACUUGGAUAAUGCAAGAAAGAUCUUAUGCAUAGGUCGUAACUAUGCUGCCCACAUUAAGGAAUUGAACAAUGCUAAGCCACAACAACCAUUCUUCUUCUUGAAACCAUCUUCAUCGAUCUUAAAACCCAACGCAGGUCCAUUCUUGGUCCCCAAAGGCGUUGUUGUCCAUCACGAAGUGGAACUAGCAUUCACUUUGAACCGUGAUUUGAAGAAUUUACCUGAAUCAUUCAGUCCCGAGGAAGCUUUGGCCAGCAUUGAAGGGUAUGCUUUAACUAUCGAUAUGACCGCCCGUAAUGUCCAAGAUGAAGCCAAGAAGAAGGGCUUGCCUUGGUCCAUUGGUAAGGGGUUUGAUACUUUCUUGCCUGUUUCCAAUUUCAUUGCCAAGGAAAAGAUCCCUGAUCCAUACAAUGUGGAAUUGAUCUUGAAAGUCAAUGGUGAAGUUAGACAACAAGACAAGACUGACUUGAUGUUGUUCCCAAUCCACAAGAUCUUGAGUCACAUGUCCUCCAUUAUGACUUUGGAAAAAGGUGACUUGAUCUUGACCGGUACUCCAAAGGGUGUUGGCCAAAUUUCUCCAGGAGACAAGAUUGAAGCUUAUCUCAAGUACAAUGACGAAAUCAUUGAAGAAAUCAAGUUGGACGCUGAACAAAAACCAGGACCUUACGAAUACAAGGAAACUUAAGUUUAUACAAAAUACACAUCUAUUUCAGUCUAAAUGAAGAUCCCAUCCACAGGGGGUUGGUACUGUCUCAAUAUUAUGUUGGCUUCACUCAUCACUUUAUGACUGUAUGAAUCCAUGGAAUAAUUUUGAGCAUACACCACCUCUUUAAUUCCACUUUGAACAAUCUUGAUCGAGCAGGUUAAACAUGGACAGGUGUUACAGUACAAUACACUAUCUCCUCUUAUUCUAUCUCUUCCGGCCUCAAGUAAUGCAUUUUCUUCUGCAUGCAAACAAAGACAGGUUGACAAGGAAGCACCACUGCCAUGGCCUUUGUUACAACGAGGACAUCCACCUUCAUUACAGUUUGUCAAAUGACGAGGAGUUCCAUUAUAACCAGUGGCAAUGACCCUGUAGUCUCUGACAAUAACACAGCCAACUCUUCUUUUCAUACAAUUGGAACGUAAUGCUGCCAAAUCGGCCAAUCUCAUGAAAUAAGAAUCCCACGUAGGGCGCAAUCUGGAAAAAUCUAACAAGUUUAAUUCGGAUAGUUUGAUGUAAAGGUCUUUAAUCGAUGCUGAAGUAUUGAUGAUUUUGAUUCUUGCUUGGUUGUUGAUCUCAAUGAGUGGAUUAUCCACAUUGAAUAGCAACUCGUCAUUCUUGACGACAAAGUCUUCCAAUGACAAACGAGACGCAUGUGAUGCUACCUUGAGGAGAUAACGUUGAUAACGAAGACCAAUAGGCGCAUCAAUAGAAAUAUGAAGGAAAAAUGGCCUCUUUUGUAAACUGACUAGCAUUUGCAUGUCGUUCAUGUGUGACAAGACAUAGUUUUCUCUCCAGUUGACAGUAACAAAAUCAAGCAAGUCUUCUAAAUCGUCAAAUUUUUUGUGAACUUCCAUUUUCGAGUAGUAUGACGACACAUUUCCAUUUGAUAUAACGAGGGUAUCAAGUUUUUCAUUGAGGGUAUCUGAAUCCAGUUCAGGCAAUGAAUCGCUGGAAUCAACAAGUGAAGUAAUUGGAUCUCCUGGCUUGCUUAAUGAAAUCAACUUGAAACCUUGAAAGGUUAAGUACCGGGCUACUUCUGUUUUACCUGAACUCAAUGUUCCUGAUAUACCAAUCAACAUAUCCUUUUUUGCUGGCUUAGAGAUAGCUUAGUGUUGUCUGAUCUUGAUUUG
Spathaspora passalidarum NRRL Y-27907 is the source of this 1868-nucleotide messenger RNA. RefSeq lists its product as uncharacterized. Lineage: Eukaryota; Fungi; Ascomycota; Pichiomycetes; Serinales; Debaryomycetaceae. The transcript has a single exon. Gene Ontology annotation, cellular component: mitochondrion. Bases 22 to 717 code for a protein of 231 amino acids. The record is from RefSeq and is a predicted model, not a curated record. Gene Ontology annotation, molecular function: acetylpyruvate hydrolase activity.